UAUUAUCAUUAUAAUCAAAAUCACAUUGAUUCGUGUGUGUGUGUGGACAUUGAUGUCAUGUGAAUACAGCAGCAAAAAAAACAAAACAAAACAAACGAAGAAAUUGAAAAAUUCAUCAGCAUCAUUCAAUUUUUUUCCGAAAAAAAAUAUAAUUCGAAUUUUAAAUAACAAAAACGUGCGUUUUUCGUGACUGCCAUAACCUCCUCUAAAAAAAAUUUGAAAAGAACUUUUAUCAAAUUGAUGUUCGAUAUUCUGCCAUUCUUCUCGUUUGUUUGUUUGUUUUCUGAAAAAAAUUCUGCUUUUCAUUUGUCAUUUUCCAAAUUCGAACUUAUUUUGUUUUAUUGUUAAUCAAAAACUAAUCUGCCAACAAUGUCAUCUCCUAAAAAUACUAUGGAUGGUCAUUUCAAUGGCGUUGAAGAUGCCGGUCUCAAUCAACAUCAUAAUGGUAAAAAUGAUUCGAAUGGUAAAGGUAAACCUAUACCGAAUCAUGGAACGUCAUCAACAGCAACAUCGGUUGAUUAUCACCCUCAUUCACCAACAACCGAAGCUAAUAUGAAAAAAUUUAUGAAAAAUAGUCGACGAUCACGUAGUCGAUUUGGUCGUGGUUUAGCCAAAAAAGGUGGUGCAGGUGGUAAAGGUACAUGGGGAAAAAUAUGUGAAGUCUAUCCAGAUGGUGAUGGUGAUUUUUUGGAUCCAAAUGAUCCAAAUUAUGAUUCGGAUAAUAUGGAAAAUUGUAAAAUUGAAGCCAUUACACCAGUGUUGGAUGAAGAUCAAAUUGAACAAUAUGUUAAACCUAUUGUCACUGAAUAUUAUGAACAUGGAAACACUGAAGAGGUAAUCGAUUCAUUGCAAGAAUUUAAUUUUGGCGAUCAUGUUUAUAUGAUUGUUGUCAUCGCUGUUUCAUUGGCAAUGGAACGAAAAAAUGCUAAUCGAGAGAUGACAUCAGUAUUGAUAUCCGAUCUAUAUGGCCAUGUAUUCCGUCAGUCUGAUAUUGAACAUGCAUUCGAUGUUUUGCUUGAAAUGCUUCCAGAUCUAAUGCUUGACACACCGAGUGCUGAUGAAUUAUUGGGUAAUUUUAUUGCUCGUGCAGUUGCUGAUGAUUGUAUCCCACCGAUUUAUGUUAAACGUAACAAAGAAAAAUAUACGGAAAAACCACAAAAAUUUUCUAUUGAAGUUGCGAACGAUUUAUUGACCUCUAAACAUGGUCUUAUUAAUGUUGAUCGCAUCUGGGGUUUUACUGGUGGUAUGCGACCAGUAAAAUAUCUUGUCAAACAGAUGCAUUUGAUUUUAGAAGAAUAUAUGGUAUCAAAUCUGGCAACAGAUGCUGGAUCCAAUCUCAAUGAGUUGGAAGUUCCACAUUUUCAUCAUGAAUUUGUUUAUGAAGCCAUUGUAAAAGCUAUCGAAGAUAGUAAAGAAACGACAAUCGACAAGAUUUGUGCAUUGCUCAAAUAUCUUUUUGAUUCGGGUGUCAUCACUAUCGAUCAAUUGAAAAAUGGAUAUCUACGUGUGUUUGAAGAGAUGCCUGAUAUUGUCAUCGAUGUACCGUUUGCAUAUGAAAUACUUGAUCAGAUCAAAACCAAAGCAGAAAAAUUGGAUUCAUUUCCAGCUGAAUUGGAAAAAGAAAUGCCACAAAGGGGACGAAAACGUUUCGUAUCUGAAGGCGAUGGUGGUGUUAUUAAAGCUUGAGAUUCUUUUUUUGCAUUAAUUCUUG
Messenger RNA from Dermatophagoides pteronyssinus (European house dust mite), 1711 nucleotides. It is a transcript of the gene Pdcd4, whose product is annotated as Programmed cell death 4. Gene Ontology annotation, cellular component: cytosol; nucleus. Gene Ontology annotation, biological process: negative regulation of DNA-templated transcription. Lineage: Eukaryota; Metazoa; Arthropoda; Arachnida; Sarcoptiformes; Pyroglyphidae. The record is from RefSeq and is a predicted model, not a curated record.